ACAGAAAUUUAAAUUUUUAUGUAUCGGGUUGUACAUUUAUGUGAAACUUCUUUUGGAGCUGCUGCUAAAAUUUGUUCUAAAAAUGGGAAAUUAUUUAUUGUUUUAGAUUCACUUCUGAUACUUAUUGGUUAAACUUUGACAAGAUUAAGCAGCAGCAGUUUGUGCUCCUGCUGCUUUGCCAGCCAGCUAUAAAACAGCGGAAGCCCAUGAAGUCAAAGAGCGAGGUAUUAUUUACUCUAAGCUAUAAAACAGAAACCAGCCCUGAAGCUUCGCAUGCCGUGGCGUGGCGUGACGAGCCCUACGUGUCAGAGCAGGUCUUAAUGUUGCUCUUAAGUAUUUUGCACUCAAUUUUGCAAUCAGCUUUAGUAAGUACAAGGUUGCAUCACCAGUGAGCCGUCCCACUUCCCUAUAAAAGGCCAGCGGGUCAGCUCAGGCAGGCAGAACAUCAGCACCACUGAUAACAAAGCAAACCCAGCAGCACAGCUUCUCUUCACUCGCCUUCUUCAGAACUUUGGUUUUUAAAUCACAAUCCAGAUGGAGUCCAAGAAGAACUGCAGCAUCAGCCAGAUGUGGGCCAAUAAGAUGCCCAAAGGAGUAGAUUUGGAGAUUUCCCAUCAGCCCCCAUCCAUGAGGUGCGUCGCCAACCUGAUCAUCGCCAUGGAGAGGCUGAAGUCCGGCAUGGCAGAGUCGAUCCUGAGCCCCGGCUUCAGCGACGAAAGCCUGCUCAGCAUCAUGCUGGAGAGCGUGGUGGAAGAGAGAUUCAUCUCUGAGAGGACGUCAGCUCGACCGGGUCAGUUCACCAGGAGGGAAGAGCAUCCCUGCUCUGUGACGGACGGGCAGAAAAGAAGCCUGGUUCUGGUCCGGAACAACAUGGAGCUUCUGGCAGUGAUGCUGCAGGGAGGCAGCGACAGCCGCAAAGUUUACCUGAACAUGGCGACUUACAUUCACCUGACUCCCGACACCGGGCUGGGCCAGCCUGUGGUUCUGGGCAUCAGAGACACUGACUUCUACCUGUCCUGCCACAAGGACGGCGACAAACCAACGCUGCAUCUGGAGGAAGUGGAGGACAAAACGAGCCUCUCUGAGAUCAGCGCAGAAAGCGACCUGAGGCGCUUCCUGUUCUACAAACGGGACACGGGGCUGAACGUCAGCACUCUGAUGUCCGCUAACUUCCCCAACUGGUACAUCAGCACCGCCACCGACAACAGCCGGCCCGUGGCCAUGUGCCAGGAGUCCGCCUCCCGCUACAGAACCUUCAGCAUCCAGCGGCAGAGCUGAACCCGGCCUGAAGGGGGCGCUCAUCAUCGCUGACAGCACAGCCACAGUCUGCUGGAUGGACGUGUGCGUGUUCAACGGAGUAUUUUACUGUAUGUACCAAGUACAGAAAGUAUACUGCCUAAUGUAUUGACUUUGUCAAAUUUCUACACAAGGUGGCGCCAUUGUGCCGUUCAAAAAGCAUUAUUGUGUAAAUAUGGUUGGCUUAAUAUUUGUGAGUUGAUUUUUAAUAUUUAUUUAUGUAUUUAUGCAAAAUUGCUAAUUUUAUAUUCAUGAUCUGGAAAUCGGCUUGCUAAUCACUGUUUAGAAAACAUGCAAAUGUAUUAAAUAAAGAUCCAAAAU
Messenger RNA from Poecilia latipinna (sailfin molly), 1617 nucleotides. Its product is annotated as interleukin-1 beta-like. Gene Ontology annotation, biological process: immune response; positive regulation of gene expression; cellular response to lipopolysaccharide. The transcript has 5 exons. The record is from RefSeq and is a predicted model, not a curated record. The coding region runs from base 535 to 1278 and encodes 247 amino acids. NCBI's taxonomy places the organism in Eukaryota, Metazoa, Chordata, Actinopteri, Cyprinodontiformes, Poeciliidae. Gene Ontology annotation, molecular function: cytokine activity.